This is a messenger RNA of Jatropha curcas, 2593 nucleotides long. It is a transcript of the gene CDC27A, whose product is annotated as Tetratricopeptide repeat (TPR)-like superfamily protein. Gene Ontology annotation, cellular component: cytoplasm; anaphase-promoting complex. Gene Ontology annotation, molecular function: protein binding. Lineage: Eukaryota; Viridiplantae; Streptophyta; Magnoliopsida; Malpighiales; Euphorbiaceae. Gene Ontology annotation, biological process: protein ubiquitination; metaphase/anaphase transition of mitotic cell cycle; anaphase-promoting complex-dependent catabolic process. The record is from RefSeq and is a predicted model, not a curated record.
GCAACUUAUAUAAUGUCUAAAAAAAAAGUUGAAAAAGGAAAGAAAAAUAAAAAAAGAUAGCCAGCCUAUUACUGCACUGGAACAUUGCCUGCCUAUUCAAAAUUGAGGUCGCGCGUGUCACCUCCUUCCUUUCUUGAUCUUCAGAACAAUCUACAAAACUAAACAAUCCCCCCAGAAUAUCACAGUUUCUCUACGAAAACGGAAAAUCAAUGAAAUGGAAACGAUCCUGGUGAAAUGUGUAGAGAAAAGCCUCAACGAAAUGAUGCUCAAAAACGCCAUUUUUGUCUGCGAACGCCUCUGUGCUGAAUUCCCAUCUGAGGUGAAUUUACAAUUACUGGCUAGGUGUUACAUGAAUAACAAUCAAGCUUAUUGUGCAUAUCACAUUUUAAAAGGCACAAAAAUGGCUCAAUCACGCUAUUUGUUUGCAUGUUCUUGCUUUAAAAUGGAUCUGCUUAGUGAAGCUGAAGCAACAUUAUUGCCUACUAAAGAGCCUGAUGCAGAGGUUCCAAAUGGUGCAGCUGGUCAUUAUCUUCUUGGACUUGUAUACAGGUACACCAAUAGGAAGGAAAAUUCUGUCAAACACUUAAGAAAGGCCUUGUUAAUCGAUCCAUUAUUUUGGGCAGCAUACGAGGAACUGUGUACAUUAGGUGCUGCAGAAGAAGCAGUGGCAGUUUUUAGUGAAGCAGCUGUUAGUUAUGUUCAAGAGUAUCAUUUGGGUAAUCGAUCAUCUUACCUGCAUACAGCCGAUGAUGAUCAAAGUUCAGGUUGUGUUGGGAACUUUUUGGAAGAUGGGAAUCUGGGCCAUUUGAAGCAUUCACAGGACCAAAAUCUCAGAGAUUUGGCUGGAAAUUGUCAUGAAGCAGCUGUUUUGGCUGGAUCAAGUGAUGAUCCUUCUCCCAACUUGUCCCUAUAUAAUACUUCUUCAACAAUGCUUACACAGUUGUCAGAUAUUGCCCCAGCGCCUAUUUGCAGAAAUGAAACUAAUCCAAGUACUCUGGGAGGCAAAAGUUUGCCGAAUACAACUCGAGCUCCCCGAAGGAAAUUUGCUGGAGAAGGCAAAUCUGGGAAGGUUUUUGAGAGAUUAGUUUCUGAUUCUGGGCCUCGUCGAAGCCCAAGACUUGCUGCAAUGCGUGCAAACUCAACCACUUUGCAAGUAGGAGAUGGAACAGGUUCUUUGAGUUCCAGUUAUCUAGGAAUCGGAAGACUUCCCUUAUCCUCUAAAUCCACCUCUGUGUCAUUUAGUUCUUCAGUGGUUUGUAGAGAUCCAAGUGGAGGGAAAUGUGCAGAGACUCUUGAUGAUGCUUCUUCACAACAUACAACUUCAUCAACUGCUAUUUCCUUGGGCAGUGAGAGAUUCCUUGAGCAUGAAAGAACAAGCAUGAAACAGAGUGCCUUAACUAAAAAUGAGACCUUAAUCACAUCUGGGAUUUCAGAUAUUCUGUGCCUCUUUAGACUUCUUGGAGAGGGCUACAGGCUUCUCUGCAUGUAUAGAUGCCAGGAUGCUUUGCUAGCUUAUCAAAAGCUUUCCCAAAAGCAGUACAAUACAGGUUGGGUUCUUUCCCAGGUUGGAAGAGCAUACUACGAGCUCGUAGAUUACAUGAACUCUGAUUAUGCCUUUAGUCUUGCACAUCAAGUAUCCCCUUACACUUUGGAAGGAAUGGAUAUCUACUCCACAGUACUUUAUCAUUUGCAGGAAGAUAUGAAGUUAAGCCACCUAGCUCAAGAGCUGAUACUAAUAGACCGUUUAGCUCCCCAGUCUUGGUGUGCUAUUGGAAACUGCUAUAGUUUGCAGAAAGACCAUGAAACUGCACUCAAAAACUUUCACCGAGCUGUGCAGAUUAAUUCAAGACAUGCAUAUGCCUACACCCUUUUGGGUCAUGAGUAUGUAGCAUUGGAGGAGUAUGAAACUGGAGUCAAGUGCUACCAGAGUGCCCUUCAAGUAGAUCCAAGACAUUAUAAUGCCUGGUAUGGUCUUGGAAUGAUCUAUCUCCGUCAAGAAAGACUUGAAUUUGCUCAUCACCACUUUCAAAAUGCUUUCUACAUAAAUCCUUGCUCUUCAGUUAUCCUGUGCUAUGUAGGAACCACUUUGCAUGCACUAAAGAGAAAUGAAGAAGCCUUGGGGAUGAUGGAGAAAGCUAUUUUUGCGGAUAAGAAAAACCCAUUACCAUUGUACCAAAAAGCAAAGAUACUGAUGACCCUCGGAAACUUUGACAAAGCUUUGGAGGUUCUAGAAGAACUCAAGGAGUAUGCUCCUAGAGAAAGUAGCAUCUAUGCAAUGAUGGGUAAAGUUUAUGAACAGUUCAAGAUGUAUGAUGAGGCAGUUCUUCAUUUUGGGAUUGCAAUGGAUUUAAAUCCAAAUGCACCUGAUGUGGCCACCAUAAAGGCUGCUAUGGAAAACUUGCUUGCACAUAGUGAAAUAGAAGAUUAGUUCUAAUUGCUCCCAAAAUAUGGAGUGGAUACAGUGAUAAUCUUGAGCAGAAAUCCUUAUGCAUGAGCUGCUUGACUUGCUACACUUCAGGAUCAUUUAUGACACUAGAUAAUUUUCCCUUUUUAUUACUUAAUGGAAAGGAAUAAAGCAUUUUUUUUCUUCUUA